This is a messenger RNA of Linderina pennispora, 986 nucleotides long. RefSeq lists its product as uncharacterized. The record is from RefSeq and is a predicted model, not a curated record. The transcript has 5 exons. Lineage: Eukaryota; Fungi; Kickxellomycota; Kickxellomycetes; Kickxellales; Kickxellaceae. Bases 32 to 832 code for a protein of 266 amino acids. Gene Ontology annotation, molecular function: RNA binding. Gene Ontology annotation, biological process: tRNA modification.
UUUGUCCUGAACCCCAUUAUUAUAUCGUGCCAUGGCGAAAAGAGCAGCUAUCAAGCGCGCCAAGCGGUUCCAAACCAUGAAGGACCGCUUCCGGAAGGCCGAAAACGUGUUUGAACUAUCCCCGAUGAUGAAGGGCUUCUUCAUCACCUGCAACCGCGGCCGCGAGAAAAAGUGCGCCUCGGAGGUCAUUGAUCUGCUUGAAGCAGAGUCAGACAGCGAGGAUGAAGAGGCUGGCGAUAUCGAGAGCGAGAUCGCGCGUGAGCUUGAGGACAUGAAGUCCAAAAGCAAGCCAAAACUGUUCCGCUCGCUGCAGACCACGAUCGACUGCAUUGCCUUUGUAAAGUGCGACAAGCGGAUCGAUCCGGAGGACCUCACCCAGUUUAUCGGCACACACGGUUUCACAAGCCGUCUGAUCCCGGCCAAAGUCACUUGCUCAGCCAAGAUCGAUGCGAUUGUUGGUGCCAAGCUUCUGGCCGAGGACGCUGAGCCCACGACAUUUGCGCUGGCUAUCAACGUCCGCUACUGUGAUGGGCUCAAGCGCAAGGAUAUUAUUCCUGCCGUUGCCGCCCCCUUUGAUGAGAAGCACACAGUGGAUCUGGAGAACGCAAAGUACACUAUUGUCAUUGAGGCGUUCAAGAGUCUGUGCGCUGUCGGGCUUGUCGAGGACUAUAAUAAGCUCAAGCGGCUUAAUCUGCAGACCCUGUUCGACGAGCCAGCGGAUAAACCCAAGGCUACAGCAGCUGCCAAGGAUACUGCCGCAGAGGAGUUCAAGAAAGCCGAGCCCAAGGAGGAAUCCAAGGAGAGCCCGAAAGGAGAACCCGAGGCUGAGUAGGGGUAAUAGCUUGGGCGAGCAUGAUAUGUCAGGCAUGCGACCAUAUAUGCUGCAUUUGGCAUACGGACCAAGCAGGUGACUACUCCAUGAUGCUCAAUGCCCUCUUGCAGGUUUCAGCAAUCCGAUACACAAACUAAAAGAAAAACAAUUUCGU